Molecule: messenger RNA, 552 nt
Organism: Trifolium pratense (red clover)
Lineage: Eukaryota; Viridiplantae; Streptophyta; Magnoliopsida; Fabales; Fabaceae
Product: STOREKEEPER protein-like
Exons: 1
Coding region: 1-552 (183 amino acids)
Biological process (GO): regulation of DNA-templated transcription
Cellular component (GO): nucleus
Source: RefSeq, a predicted model, not a curated record
AUGGCAAAAAACAAGAAACAAACCGUGAAACCUAAGAGAAUCUUCUCUCGCAAUGAUGAAAUAAUUCUUCUCAAUGGCCUCUUACAAAUAAAAUCUAAAAGAGGCAUUGAUCCGGCCAAAAUAUUAAGCAAGGUUUACAGCACCCAUAAGUAUUCUUUUAGCAACAAAACUAUUAGAAAAAGGCAACUUAGUGAUAAGAUUCAUAAACUUAAGAAGAAAUAUCAGGAAAAUCUGACAAUGAAAGAGCAAGGUUCUCUCAUUUUCAUUGAUACUCAUAAGGAGAAACUAUUUGAACUUUCUAAUGAGUUAUGGGGAGUAGAAAAUGGAGCAGUAGACAGGGAAAUUGGAGCCGAUGAAGGAGAACAUGGAGAUGAUAAUAUGCAUAUGAAUUUAUUGAAGAGGGCGGAGUUGGAUAAAAGAUGUUUGGAGUUGAAAGUUCAAGAGGAUCAACUGCGUCUCCAACGCUCGUUGUUACUUAAAGAGCAAGUUGAUUUGAUUUAUAAGAGCCUGCUAGAGUCAUCUGAGGUAGAUAAGGAAAGUAGAGAAGCAUGA